Ostrinia nubilalis (European corn borer) is the source of this 2426-nucleotide messenger RNA. RefSeq lists its product as uncharacterized. The record is from RefSeq and is a predicted model, not a curated record. The transcript is spliced from 2 exons. NCBI's taxonomy places the organism in Eukaryota, Metazoa, Arthropoda, Insecta, Lepidoptera, Crambidae. Bases 453 to 2153 code for a protein of 566 amino acids.
CCCUGCCACUCUAAGGGAAACGCCUACGAAGUACCAACCUAGAUUUUGGCUAAACAAGUAAUUGCGUCAAUCGGCGACACGAGGAGCUGCGUCGGCAGAACGUGAUGCACCGAGCCGCCGCGUCCCAUCGCGCCACCGCCACAUCGAUCACUUUGGUUCCAACAUCGAACUUGGUCAAUCGCUCUAGUAAUAAUUAAUUUGUAAUUGUAAUUUCUAUAUCUUUAAUUAAAUUAGUUUAAAGUAAAUUGGUUUUUUUUGAGACUAUCGCUGCCGCCGUACGUAUUUGGCGCAGUCGGUAGGAUACUCACGGUCGGGCUCGCGCUUCAUCGAGAAGACUCUAGAAGAAGACGACCGCGUGGCUAUCAAGUCGCAUCCUGAGUAUCCUGAACCUACGACGUGCAGCAGCGCAGGCAUCCAGACAUCGAUACCAAUAGCCAGAGAAAACCAAGAUUAUGAAACUGAUAAUAAUGAUGAUCCUGCUCCGGGCAGCAGUCGCACAAGAGAUCCUACUUGACAGCUUAGAAGACGGUCCAGGCAUUCUCCCUUUCAAACUAGGUCCUACCAAAAUAAUAUCCCACUAUCAUUCCUUUCUCCAAUUUAUUGAUAUCGAUUACAUACAGUCUAAGGUAAAUUUAGUUAGAUCACAGUUAAAUGAUGUUCGGCCUCAGUUAAAUAAUAAGACUUUAAACUUGUACGAACCACAUAUUGAUUAUCUGAGUAAGAAGCUAGAAAAGGUUGCUGACCAGUUGCAAACGUUUGAAAUGAAUCGCGUUAAACGAGGAUUGAUAGACGGAUUAGGAUCAGUCAUAAAAAGCAUCUCAGGAAACCUAGAUUAUACAGAUGCUGUGCGUUACGAUAAUGCUCUUAAGUCUUUACAAAGUAACGAAGAAAAAUUAGUUUCAGAAUUUAACAGUCACAUAAGUCUAAGUAAAGAAUGGAUGACUGAACACACUAACAUACUAGAGACUAUUUCUAAAAAUCAAAUAAAGAUUGAGAACGUACUUAAUCUAAUUAUUAACAGCGAAGCAAGUAGAGAUACAGAUUUAGUAAAAUACGCCCAUCUGGCUCAGUUACUUUUAAUCUUAGGAGAUAAUAUAGAAGAUCUUGCAGAGGAGUUAGUUAAGUUAGAAAACCUUUUAGCAUUUAUCCGUGCAUCGAGCACGCACCAUUCUAUGCUAAGUUUAGAAGUUUUAAGAUCAAUGUUAGAUAAGUUAAAGACUUUAUAUAACAAAGACGAAGUUAUUGAAGUCAAUCUUAGAGAAUAUUACGAUAUUAUAAAACUAGGCUCUUACUACACUAAAAAUAAAAUAGUUAUAGUGUUCAAGAUUCCGAUCGCUAUCCCACAUUCCUAUGAUCUGUAUAAAUUAGCCAUUGUUCCCAAUAAACACCAUAAUGUUCUCAUCCCAUCCUCUCCUUAUAUAGCAAUACAUAGAAAUGAUUUCAUCUACAUAGAGACAGAAUGUCCGAAGUCCAAUACUUGGUAUCUCUGCGAGAUAAGAAUAAACUACAAGCCACAAGAUCAAGUUGACUGCAUCCAGACUCUCAUCGCUACCCAGAAACUGGACAUCACAUGCAAGCUCACCACGGUUCUACUCGAUCGAGAAGCCCUUGAGCAACUGGACGACAAACACUAUGUAGUCAGCUUCCCAAAACCAACGAAGAUCCAGACAUCCUGUGGAAAGAAUACUUACUCUACUCUUCAAGGCAGUUAUCUGGCUACCGUCCCUUCGGGAUGUUAUCUCCAAACGUCCGAGUUCACUAUACUCAACAGCAACGACCGCACAAGAGGAACAGCUAUCAAGAUCAUGAACCUGCCACCUCCAGAGAACUUCCCAUCAACUCCGAGAUCACUCAUAAAAUUGAACUCAAUCAACUUAGAAAAUCUACACGCAAGUAACACGAAGAUAUCUCUGCAGCAUCCAGUAGAGAUAAGCAAAUCUGUGGAAGCUAGCCUUUACCAUACUACGAUACCCUUAUACGUAGUACUGUUAAGUGCAGGCGCACUCGUUAUUGGCUUAUUAAUUCGACGUCACUACAUCAAACGUCAAGUGAAUACGUCAAGCCCUCAAGAAACCUAUGCAGAAAUCUCAGAUAAGCAACGAGAUGUAUCCAGUCUCACUACAGCAACAUUCUCGAAGAAAAUUCUCCAAUAGUUGCUGAUCUUCGGGGGGAGGUGUUACACCCUGCCACUCUAAGGGAAACGCCUACGAAGUACCAACCUAGAUUUUGGCUAAACAAGUAAUUGCGUCAAUCGGCGACACGAGGAGCUGCGUCGGCAGAACGUGAUGCACCGAGCCGCCGCGUCCCAUCGCGCCACCGCCACAUCGAUCACUUUGGUUCCAACAUCGAACUUGGUCAAUCGCUCUAGUAAUAAUUAAUUUGUAAUUGUAAUUUCUAUAUCUUUAAUUAAAUUAGUUUAAAGUAAA